CUGCCUGUCAGAUGGUUUGUUGUUGUUCCGUCUGCCAGGUUGAGAGGGGAAUGUGAAAGUGAGAAAUUUAACAAGAUAACCGGGAAACAGAGCAGCCAGCGCAACGUCCAAUCAGAUGGAGCUUCAGCAGCCGUAACUUUGUUUGACGGAGGGAAAGACUUUUGUUGCAAAAGCUUGUCAGUCUCAGGUUUGUUGAAGCUGUCGGCAGGGGUUUACAGUGAGAAAGAGCCGCGCAGCGUUCCGUCUUUGCCGUGGAGUGUGGAAAGCCAUUGGUGGACGAUACAAUGAGAGAAGAGGUGUCCUGCACCAACUCCCCUGAAGGAGGGCUGGGGGCCAGCGAAGAGGAACUGGAGAGAGGAUCGAAGAAGACCCUCCAAACAGGAAACCGAAAACGUUCCCCGUAUCCCAAGAAGGACAGUCUCGCUCAGGCGGAGGAGAGCAGCACCGGCAGCCCCACCAGCCUGCUGCCGGCCGGCCCCAAGAGGGUGAAGAAAAGCCCCACGACAGUCGUGUCACUGGCCCCAACGUCGCUGGGCCCCAGGCCAGACCAGCCCUUCGAGGACCUCCACUCUCAGCGCGUCAUAGCCAAUGUGCGGGAGCGUCAACGCACUCAGUCCCUGAACGACGCCUUCGCCUCCCUACGCAAGAUCAUCCCCACGCUACCGUCAGACAAGCUGAGCAAGAUCCAGAUCCUGAAGCUGGCUUCGCGCUACAUCGACUUCCUCUACCAGGUGCUGCAGAGCGAUGAGAUGGAUGCCAAGCUGGCCAGCUGCAACUACCUGGCUCACGAAAGACUCAGCUAUGCCUUCUCUGUCUGGAGGAUGGAAGGGGCCUGGGCCAUGUCCACCAGCCACUAGGACCCCCUCAAGCUUUUCUCCUAAACCCUUUCGUGUCCACAUCUCCACCCCACCGCCUCUGUCUGUGUUUGCGCCCGUUUCCUGACCCCUGAACCUCUGAUUCAUGCCUUCUGGUCCGAACUGAAUCCUUUCAUCUCAAACCCUUGCAUACGUUUCUCGUCUAUGCUUCACUCCAUUAACAUCUGCUACAUUCUCUAACAUCCAUAGAUGUUAGACGUGUGCAACUAAAACCUCUCGCAGUUCGCCCUGCUCCUCUGCUUCGUUUCUUCUCCCCUGUCAGUCCCACAGUCCAGUCCAGUGCAACGAGAUGCUCCACUGCAGCCCCUCAGAAAACCAACGGACGGAAAAUUCUCGACGCUCGACGCAGAAAUGUGUUCCCGCUUCAGCCCCUCAACCCCAGCCUCCCCUCCCCUUUGUCUUCAAAAGAACUCCUUUAACUCUUUCUCCGGACACCGAGAUGUUUACUCGGCUACACCGAGUGUUUCUGAAACGCUGGUGGGGGGGACACCACGGUCCGGUCGAGCGCUGAACAUUUUGAAUGAUGAAGACAAACAAACAGCUGGCCUGCGGUGACAAUGGAACAAAAUGGCUGCUGGUUCGAGUGCCUUGGGUAACACCGUGAUAACCAUCAUCCAGCCCGACCUUCGCGUCGGAUGACUCGCUGCCAAACAGACAUUCAGAUGACUAAUGAUAAUGGCACAGUGAUGGUUAGAGGGCGGUCACAGCCAAUGAAUGUUUACAGCUCAAAUGCGAAUAAGCUAAUCGCUCUGGCUCUCAAAAGCCCCAAAGUCUUGUGGGAAAAAGAAAGAGCACGAGGAAUCUGAUGCAGAUCUUCUCCUUUGCUGUGCCGUAGAAACUGGAUAGCUUGCUGUGUGUUUUUUGACGGAUGUUAAACGUGUCUGUUUGUGAAUUUGGUGUAUGCACACUGUAUUACUUCAACUCUGCUCAAGCAUUAUACUUUAAUACUUUGAUGAAAACCACUGAUCACAGUUCAGCCACCACUCGACGUCUUUGUUUUUUUACUUCAGUGUUUCUGUCGCUAGUGAGCAUGGCAGAAAGUCGUACUUUUAAAAUGCAAAAUGAGUCUUUUGUCUGCCAUUUCCUGCAGCUUUAAAAUAUCUUUGCAAACUUGCAGUGACUAUUUUCAGUAGAACGAUGUAAAAAAAGAAAGAAAAUGUGCCACAGCAUGAAGGAUUCAUUUAUAACCACGAGCAGUCUAAUUACUAUUUGAUCGUGCUUCUUUUGUAUUGUCCUGCAUUUUCUUUUGAUCAACUCUUUUUUGUGUCAGCUCCUGAGGACAAUAAAUUUUUUCUCUGUAUACAAGUGCAA
Messenger RNA from Scophthalmus maximus (turbot), 2186 nucleotides. Its product is annotated as twist-related protein 2-like. Gene Ontology annotation, molecular function: RNA polymerase II transcription regulatory region sequence-specific DNA binding; protein dimerization activity; DNA-binding transcription factor activity, RNA polymerase II-specific. The record is from RefSeq and is a predicted model, not a curated record. NCBI's taxonomy places the organism in Eukaryota, Metazoa, Chordata, Actinopteri, Pleuronectiformes, Scophthalmidae. The transcript is spliced from 2 exons. Bases 285 to 857 code for a protein of 190 amino acids. Gene Ontology annotation, biological process: regulation of transcription by RNA polymerase II; developmental process.